GUCCCUUACGCACAAAUACGCCCCAGCCUAAUGACAGAAUGUACCACUAAUAGGAUUAAAUACCUUGUCAUCAGAUAAGUCGAACAUGGCAAAAUCCCUGUCACUCCCAGCAAUUAGAUCAGAGCACAGCCCCAGCCCUUCCCGACGCGGGCAGCAAUUUUGCAGAAGAGGUGUUUCAGUAUUAAUGAAAGAACAUGAAGUCCUCUUGGUUAUUUAUAAUACACUUGCUAUGGCUGAAUGGUCACCAGUGUGCACCGACCAGGCAGGAGGAAAUGAAUCUCCGGGAAAACCUGAAGACUUUAUCUGAAGUUGGGGAGAAAUAUGUAGAUGAAGAGGUAAAGAAAGCUUUGAUUGGUAUUAAGCACAUGAAAAUUAUGAUGGAAAGAAAUGAAGAUAAGCACAUAGAUCUGAUGAAAACUUUGAAGAAGAGCAGUGAAGAAAAACAGGAAGCCUUGCGACUUAUGGAUGAAGUAAAGGAAAGAUUAGAAGAAGAAGAAAGACAAUGCCAAGUAUCUUUGAAAAAUCUAUGGGAUGAAUGUGAAUCUUGCUUAGAAAGUACCUGCAUGCGAUUCUAUACGACUUGCAGACGGGGUUUAUCAACAUUUAGAAGCAAGGUUGAAGAUUUUUUGAGGAAAAUACCUCCACUUAUUUUCCCUUUUCAUGAAGAUCAAGGAAAAGACAUCCAGAUUAAUGAAAAGCCUGAGAAAGAGGAUACUCAACUAGUAAAAAUGGAAGAUCUAUUUAGCCAACUGUUAUCAGACAUGGGCUCAGUGUUUGACAGAAGUUUCAUGUUUUUCAAGCAGAUGCAAAAAGAAUUUGACCAAUCCUUUCAAACAUAUUUCAUGUCUGAUCUGGAUUUGAGUGAAUCCCCCAGCAUGCCUGCUUUACCCGAGGCCACUACCAGAAAUGACGGCUUACAGAAAGACUGGGGUAUACCCGCCUUCCUGCAGACAGUCUUUGAUUUCAGCAAGACAGUGUUUGAAGGUGUCAGUGAGGUGAUUACUGAGGUAUUCGAUGAAUACAGAGAUAAUAGAAGAGAUUUGCCAGAACAAGCCAAAGGUUCUGACAGGGGUGGCAUGUUCUCGAAAAUUGUGUCAGGACGCCAAAGGACUCUGUGCAAAGAGCUUCGAGAGAAUUCCUCUGGAUGCACACAGUUUCAUGAGAGAUGUCAGAAAUGUCAAGACAAUCUUUUGCAUGAUUGCCCAAAUGUUCCUGAACUGCACAUGAAGUUUGAUGAAGCCUUUAAGCUGGUUAAUCUCUCUGGUGAGCAGUACGAGCAGAUUCUCCAGAUGGUUCAGCGUCAUACAGAAGACACUUCCUACUUGCUGAACAAAAUGAAAGAAAGAUUUGGGUGGGUGUCUGAGUUAUCCAAUAUGACCAUCGGACCAGAAAAUAUUUUCAAUAUAGUCAAGGUGGUACCUGGAGAUGUUUCUGGUACAAACGAAACCGUGGUAGAUGUGAAUAUUUUGACUUCACCUACUUUCACCAUUAAAGUUCCUCCCCACUUAGACCCAAAGAGUGCAGAAUUCAUUGAAUACAUAGCUGGAAAAGCACUGCAACUAUAUAAGCAGAAUUUUUAAGUGGUAAGUUCAUUUUCUCUCUCGCUUCACAGAGAAUGCAGCUCUUCAUAAGAGACGUUUACAUUGCAGUAAACAUUAGUUGGAGCAGGAUUCUGUCAUGCUAUAUUCAAGACUGUCUCUUUGGAAACAACACUUUGAUUGAAAGACAAACACAAGUGUUACAGAAAACAAAAAUAAAUGCUCAGUGUUCCAGCCUGCAAAACACAGACAUUAUGAUAUUAAAAGACUUCACUUAUUUAACUGUGAAAACCCUCAAUCUUUAAGUAACAUCUGGGAUGAGGUAAUUUAAUGACAAAUAUUCCAUCAGAAGAGAAUUGCCUCACAACCACAAUCCGGAGCUUUGGCAUCAGAUAGCAUGUUUUUGCAUUCAUUAAUCAAGUAUAAAAUGGAAUUACCACUGCUCAUCUUUUUUUCUCCUUUAAUUUUAGGUUGUGCUUAAUAGCAUGUUCCAUAUUAUUUUUGACAAAAAAUGGGCUGCAAUGUUGAAUCAACAUCAUGAUUUGAAAGAGCUGUUUUGCCAUAAAAUUUUCACGUUAUCAGUGCUCUACUCAGUGUAACAGUGUUAACGCUGCUAACAGAAUCUGCAAUUUGACUUGCAGGAGUGUUCACAGAAAGAUCUUUCCCAUGGCCUUCUAAAUAUUUUUGUAGGAAGCGCUCAUGGAGAUCCCUCUCCAUGCUUAAGAGAUUGGGGAGGGAAAAACAGGCUGCAAGAAUGAACAAACUUUGUAUUCUCUAAUCUCAUGGAGAAACUCCAGGAAAGGUUGCAGAGUUCUUAAGUGGCAUCAUGUUGCUACUGGUAUCACACUGCCAUGGGGCUUGCCACAAAGUCCCAGGGAAGUCUCCAAGAUGUGCAGCUCUGGUGGACUCCAGUGCUCACAAACAGGUCUUCUAGAGGACAUUCUUGUCAUUUUUUGUCAUUCUUUUGAUGAGAGAUUCACAAUUUUUCAACAGAUGAGAUAAAUCUCUUCCAUCAGAGAGGCUGAGGUGGCCUACAGAAUUUAGUCAGAAUAUGAUAAGCCUCACUAUGAACUCUGAUUUAGGUUUACGCUGGUGAAAUUAUGUGAGUAUUAUACUCAAAACGUAUAUUUUCCAGUAGUUAGAAGCAUAUAAAGUGAAAUGCUCAGCAUCAUUUAUAUACUGUUUUCCUUCAAAAUUCUUUCUAACUUAUACUUGGUUAUUGAUAGCAUAUACUCUUUCAGAUAAUGUAAGGCUAAACUUCCUGGUCUAAUGAUGACAAUAUAAAUUUCCUUAGCGUGAUUAUGAUUUUUAGCCUCAAUCUCUAGUGCAACACAACUCGUGUAGCCAUCUCAUGCCUGAGAAAGUGUGGUAGCACUGAUCUCCAAAUCGCAGUACCAUUUUCUGUUCUGUUUGUGCAACAGAUUCAGGCUGUGUGGAAGCAUGACAAAACUAAAGAAUAGGAACUCCUCAAGAAAAGAGGAAGAUCUACAGGAAGGGAAAAAGAGAGAGAAAAUCAUUUCAGUCUCUCUUAUGUGUCAUAUAUGUUUCCACAGCAGGAUAUUUGUACAUUCCCCAUAUACAGAUUUUUCCAAAUCUUUCUAUCAAAAAAUAAAAAAAAAUGAUCAUUUAUUUUCUUUUCUCCUAGGAACGAAGAUGUGGGAAAUCUCAAUCCCUGAACUCUCCUUAGGUGAAAUACUCCUACACUCAAUGUUCAGCUAUUUG
This is a messenger RNA of Lagopus muta (rock ptarmigan), 3260 nucleotides long. It is a transcript of the gene CLUL1, whose product is annotated as clusterin like 1. The record is from RefSeq and is a predicted model, not a curated record. Lineage: Eukaryota; Metazoa; Chordata; Aves; Galliformes; Phasianidae. The transcript has 8 exons. Bases 195 to 1580 code for a protein of 461 amino acids.